GUCAAUAGUUUUCAAGUUUUCACAAUGUUUGGUUAGAAAAAUUAUAAUGGACUAAACGAUUUAAAAUUUGUAUCCCAAGUAAAGACUAGAACAAUGUUUAGAAAAGGACUAUUUCGAAUAUUUCAAACUGCUUAUAAAACAAAUAGCAAGAGAAAUAUUGUAAAAAUACGGAAUGUAACACCGAUAACUUUAGGGCUUGUAACUACCGCUUUUUGCGACGAUAAGUCUAAAGAAUUUGAAUUAUCUUGGGAUGCAGAUAGCUUAGAACAUGACUUUCUUAUUCGACAAGCUACCACUAUUAACGUCAACGCUGCAACACAAUUGCUUACUGUUACUUUAGUUGCUAUUCAAGACACUAGCGAAAGAUUAAGAGAAGCUUUGACUUCAGAGAUUUGUUUAGUAAAACAAGCUCUUGAGUGGGGAGACAAUGGUACUCCACCGCAUCAUUGGGAUCAGUUAGUAGCUGUCCGUGGCUCCUUAUGUGAUCUUAAACACAACCUACGAACACUUUUUAGUUAUAUGGACUAUGCAGAAAAAUUAGCAACUACUGCUGCAGAAAUAUCAUACUUAUCGGGGAACAUAGUAGCUUCUGAUGCUAUAUGUGAAAGAAUUGAUCAUGCAUGCAGAGCUUGUAACACUCAAAAACAAUUAACACAUGAGUUGCAGCAAGAGAGCUUGGAGUUACAGCAGCAGGCCAUUAUAAGUGCACCCCACCUUGAAGAAAAAUUGAAAACAGAAUCACAAAAUGAUAAAAAUAAAAAUUUAAAAGAAUAAAAUAUUUGACUAACAAUUACAAUAGAGUUCAAAUAGAUAAAUUCAUGUAAAUAUGAGUGAUAUUAGACAAUAAGAAUAUAGGCACCUACAAUAAUA
This is a messenger RNA of Vanessa atalanta (red admiral), 870 nucleotides long. RefSeq lists its product as uncharacterized. The record is from RefSeq and is a predicted model, not a curated record. The transcript has 4 exons. Gene Ontology annotation, cellular component: mitochondrion. NCBI's taxonomy places the organism in Eukaryota, Metazoa, Arthropoda, Insecta, Lepidoptera, Nymphalidae. Bases 94 to 774 code for a protein of 226 amino acids. Gene Ontology annotation, biological process: apoptotic process.